Bombina bombina (fire-bellied toad) is the source of this 2192-nucleotide messenger RNA. It is a transcript of the gene IL21R, whose product is annotated as interleukin 21 receptor. The coding region runs from base 173 to 1867 and encodes 564 amino acids. NCBI's taxonomy places the organism in Eukaryota, Metazoa, Chordata, Amphibia, Anura, Bombinatoridae. Gene Ontology annotation, cellular component: external side of plasma membrane; membrane. Gene Ontology annotation, biological process: immunoglobulin mediated immune response; cytokine-mediated signaling pathway. The record is from RefSeq and is a predicted model, not a curated record. Gene Ontology annotation, molecular function: protein binding; cytokine receptor activity. The transcript has 10 exons.
AAACUAAUGAUCUCAAAAAGAACCUUUUUUAUUUGCAGCUGUCAGGACUUUCCACUUUGCACUGAAGCAUGUCUGAGAUGGCAGAUGGAUUCAGUAUCUCAUGACAUUCCCUAAGGUAUAAACAACACCAACAGAAUAUGAACAAUUAAGAGAAGAUCUAGGAGGGGGAAAAAUGAGCAAGAAGGGGGACGUGCUGACAACGUCAUUACUGCUAAGUUUCUUUAUUCGGUUAUGUUUCAGUUGCAAGGAUCUACAUUGCUUUGGGGACUACAUUGACACAUUUACAUGUAGAUAUGAUGCCGACAGGGAAGAAAAUAGUGAUAUUUCCUAUAUACUCAGCGCAGCAUGGACAUCUGAAGAUGAAGAUUUAAAUAUCUCGUGUCUUCUCACCCAGUCUUAUAACAAACAUGAGCAAACCUGCAAUGUUGAUAUGGCGUACUAUGGCGCAGAGGUUACAUUUAAUAUUUCUAUAACUCAAACCAUCUCUGGGAAACAUAAUUUUACUCAGAUGUGUGGACCCUUCAACUUGAGUGACAAUUUUGUACCGGUAGCCCCAUUUAACCUUACUGUGACAUUUUAUGAGAAUUACAAUAUUUCAUGGAGAACAGCUUAUGAGAGUGAACUACAUUUUCUGAAAAAUGGAGAGUUACAAUAUCAGUUGAGUUACAAGACGGAAAAAGAAUCAUGGAAGACUCAGAAGUAUGUCCAUAUCCUGGAGGAUGAGAAAAAUGUGCAAAUUCUAAAGUCAUCAUUCCAAGAGGAUACAAAUUAUGUAGCUCGGAUCCGAUCCAAGCCAAAAAGUACGUCACCACUGUACAGUGGAGAAUGGAGUGAGUGGAGUGAUUUUGUCACAUGGAGAACUCACUUUCAUGGAGAUCCCAGUUGGACUAUGAAGUUCUGGAUUCCAAUACUGUGUGGAACAACCUUCAUAGCUAUGAUACUGAUGUUUAAACAUCUGCAACUGCCUCAGCGACUUUGGAAGAACGAGUGGGUUUUCAUUCCAAGUCCAGCACCUUUUUUUAAACCACUCUACACAGGACACAACGGCGAUUUUAAGAGUUGGCUAAGAUGCCCUUUAAAUAUGACAACUCUACAAUUUGACGGUGGUGUGAUUUUACCUGAGGUCCUGGAAAUAUCUAGCAGAAGUUUCCUUAAGCCUGGAGUUGAUGACAUUGAAAGACAUGAGAAGAUAUUAUCUUGCAAAGCAUGCAGGGUAAAUGAGUGUGCAAAAUGUAGAUGUAACACACUGUCAAGGGAUAGACUCACAGACCAUAUUUUUGUCGACACAGUGACUAAUGAAGAGGUUCAUGAUAGCUUGCAAUGCAUUGCUAGCACUCAACCCUCAGUUAACUCAGAUGAUGAGGAAGGCCAUGAAAACAACUGUUACCCAUCACUUAGUCUUGACAGUGACCAGGAACAUUUAUUGAAUCAUUUAUUGCCUGAUAAUUCAAACUCAGUUGCUUUGUUAAACUACAAAACGGAACGUGGACUUGAUCAUCAAAGUACUUUAAGGUCCAACAUGAAUAUUUUAGGUGCCAUUUUCCUACCUCUGGAAGAAUGGGAAUUGCCAGCAUCUCAUUCGCCUGAUGAUGUAAAUGUUUUUUAUAACAAUGACAAUUAUGAAUCUUAUUCCCCCAUUUCAGAAAAUAGUAUAGACUUUGGGUAUCCAAGGUUAUGCCUAGAUUUGGACACCAUUGAUAGUGGCUUUGCAGAUUCUGAAUGUGGGAGUCCAGUGGAGAGUGAUGUUUCUCCAAAGUUGUCUAGUUCAGAGUCUUUCAUUGAACAAGAGGAUGUAUGUCAGAGAAAUUAUGUUAAACAAUGGGUUCCAUGUAACUCAUCAAGUAUCAAUGAUUCUGCCAUAAAUUAAAUAUUUUCAUCUUUUUAAUCAGCUUUAUUUAUACAGGUUAUCUUUCACUGAUAUGCAUACUUAAUCCAAAAUGGAAUGUCUUUACUGGCUACAAAAUUGAUGGUCAAAUGUAUUUGGAAUGUUUAUACCAGUGUUUCUCAAUUCCAAUUCUAAGGACCCUUAACAGGAAACAUAUUCAUUAUAUCUUAACUAGAGUACAGGUGCAAUAAUCAAAGGAGAUGAGAUGAGAGCAGGUUAAUAACCAUGGUUACUGAUCAGCUGAUUAUUUCACCUGUGCUCUAGUUAAAGGGACAGUCUAGUAAAAAUUAAACUUUCAUGAUUCAGA